Molecule: messenger RNA, 3296 nt
Organism: Morus notabilis
Lineage: Eukaryota; Viridiplantae; Streptophyta; Magnoliopsida; Rosales; Moraceae
Product: 110 kDa U5 small nuclear ribonucleoprotein component CLO
Biological process (GO): mRNA splicing, via spliceosome
Cellular component (GO): cytosol; U2-type catalytic step 2 spliceosome; U4/U6 x U5 tri-snRNP complex
Molecular function (GO): GTP binding; translation elongation factor activity; U5 snRNA binding
Source: RefSeq, a predicted model, not a curated record
UCGCGCGCUCUCACUCAUCUCAUUUCACUUGCUUCCAGUUCAGAGCAACAGCAGCAGCAGCUAGGGUUUUGGUUCAGAAGCUUAUCAAACUUCAGGUUUGACAAAAAAAAAUGGAUGAUAGUCUUUACGAUGAGUUCGGAAACUAUAUAGGACCUGAGAUUGAGUCUGACCAAGAGAGUGAUAGGGAUGAGGAAGAUGAGAAUCUUCCAGAUAGGCCCGGGGAUGAGGCGGUGGCAUCCGAUGGUGAUCGUGGAGAGGAGGCGCCUGCCGCUUCCGACGGGUGGUUAACAGCCUCCAACGAUGUCGAUAUGGAUAAUCAGAUUGUCCUUGCUGAGGACAAAAAGUACUACCCUACUGCGGAAGAGCUUUAUGGUGAAGAUGUUGAGACAUUGGUUAUGGAUGAAGAUGAGCAACCACUUGAGCAGCCCAUUAUCAAACCUGUUAGAAAUAUUAAGUUUGAGGUUGGGGUUAAGGAUUCGUCGACUUAUGUGUCCACGCAAUUCCUUGUUGGUUUAAUGUCGAACCCUAGUCUGGUACGGAAUGUUGCACUUGUGGGGCAUUUGCAGCAUGGGAAGACUGUCUUCAUGGAUAUGCUAGUUGAGCAAACUCACCAUAUGUCGACUUUUGAUCCAAAUAGUGAGAAGCAUAUGAGAUACACAGAUACAAGGAUUGAUGAGCAAGAGAGGAGGAUAUCAAUCAAAGCAGUUCCAAUGACUCUUGUACUUGAGGAUAGCAAUUCAAAAUCCUACCUCUGUAAUAUCAUGGAUACCCCUGGUCAUGUCAAUUUCUCUGAUGAAAUGACUGCCUCCUUGAGGCUUGCUGACGGUGCCGUGUUGAUUGUGGAUGCUGCAGAAGGAGUUAUGGUUAAUACAGAGAGGGCUAUACGUCAUGCAAUCCAAGAGCGCCUCCCCAUUGUUGUUGUAAUCAAUAAGGUUGACAGGUUGAUUACAGAACUUAAACUGCCACCUAGGGAUGCUUAUUUUAAGCUAAGACAUACUCUGGAAGUUAUCAAUAACCACAUAUCUGCGGCCUCGUCUACUGCUGGUGAUGUCCAGAUUAUUGAUCCAGCUGCUGGAAAUGUUUGCUUCGCAAGUGCUACUGCAGGAUGGUCGUUUACUUUGCAAUCCUUUGCUAAAUUGUAUGUGAAACUCCAUGGAAUCCCUUUCGACGCUGAUAAGUUUGCUUCUCGUCUUUGGGGAGAUAUGUAUUAUCAUCCAGAUGCGAGGGCUUUCAGGAAAAAACCUCCUCCAAAUGGGGGAGAAAGAUCGUUUGUCCAGUUUGUACUUGACCCCCUUUAUAAAAUAUAUAGCCAGGUGAUUGGUGAACAUAAGAAGAGCGUGGAGGCAACUCUUGCAGAAUUUGGUGUUACUCUUAGCAAUGCAGUGUACAAAUUGAAUGUAAGACCUUUGCUGAGGCUUGCUUGUAGCUCUGUCUUUGGUUCAGCCUCGGGCUUUACUGACAUGUUGGUUCGUCAUAUUCCUUCCCCCAAGGAAGCUGCAACUAGGAAGGUUGACCAUACAUAUACGGGGCCAAAAGAUUCUCUAAUAUAUAAGGCCAUGAAAGAUUGUGAUCCUUCUGGCCCUCUAAUGGUAAAUGUGACAAAACUGUAUCCCAAGUCCGACUGUAGUGUGUUUGAUGCCUUUGGUAGGGUUUACAGUGGCAGGAUUCAGACUGGACAGACUGUACGGGUAUUGGGAGAAGGAUAUUCACCAGAGGAUGAGGAGGACAUGACAGUUAAAGAAGUAACAAAAUUAUGGGUAUAUCAAGCUCGAGACAGGAUACCAAUAGCUGAGGCUCCUCCUGGUACUUGGGUUCUCAUUGAAGGAGUGGAUGCUUCCAUCAUGAAAACUGCCACUCUCUGCAGCGAGUAUUAUGAUGAGGAUGUGUACAUAUUCAGGCCUCUUCAAUUCAAUACUCUUUCGGUUGUGAAAACAGCUACUGAACCACUAAAUCCUAGUGAGCUGCCAAAAAUGGUCGAGGGCCUUAGAAAGAUCAGCAAGAGCUAUCCUCUGGCCAUCACUAAAGUUGAGGAAUCUGGGGAGCACACUAUUUUAGGUACAGGAGAGCUCUACUUGGAUUCUAUCAUGAAGGAUCUGAGAGAGCUUUAUUCAGAAGUAGAAGUGAAGGUGGCAGAUCCUGUUGUUUCGUUCUGUGAAACAGUGGUGGAGUCCUCUUCAAUGAAAUGUUUUGCAGAAACACCCAACAAGAAGAAUAAAAUAACCAUGAUUGCGGAGCCACUGGAGAGAGGACUUGCAGAGGACAUAGAGAAUGGUGUUGUUAGCCUUGAUUGGCCGCGGAAGGAUAUUGGUAACUUUUUCCAGACAAGAUAUGAAUGGGAUGUGCUUGCUGCACGGUCCAUAUGGGCGUUUGGUCCUGAUAAGCAGGGCCCUAACAUUCUAUUAGAUGACACACUUUCAACUGAAGUUGACAAAGGCUUGCUGAAUGCUUGCAAGGAUUCUAUCGUCCAAGGAUUUCAAUGGGGUGCUCGAGAAGGACCUCUUUGUGAUGAGCCCAUCAGAAAUGUGAAGUUCAAAAUUGUUGAUGCAAAAAUUGCACCUGAGCCAUUGCACCGUGGAUCUGGUCAGAUCAUUCCCACAGCUCGUCGAGUGGCCUAUUCAUCAUUUCUUAUGGCAACCCCAAGGCUUAUGGAACCUGUAUAUUAUGUGGAGAUCCAAACACCAAUUGACUGUGUCUCUGCAAUUUACACCGUUUUAUCUCGAAGACGUGGACAUGUUACAGCUGAUGUUCCUCAACCGGGGACUCCAGCUUAUAUCGUCAAGGCAUUCUUGCCUGUAAUAGAGUCAUUUGGGUUCGAGACGGACUUAAGAUACCAUACCCAAGGACAAGCCUUUUGCCUUUCAGUUUUUGAUCACUGGGCUAUAGUUCCUGGGGAUCCCCUUGACAAGAGUAUCGUUCUGCGGCCACUUGAACCAGCACCUAUUCAGCACCUUGCUCGUGAGUUUAUGGUAAAGACAAGGCGUAGAAAGGGAAUGAGUGAGGACGUGAGCAUCAACAAAUUUUUUGACGAGGCAAUGAUGGUUGAGCUGGCUCAGCAAGCAGCUGAUCUCCACCAGCAAAUGAUAUGAUCGGAGUUUUUGAACUUGGAAGCAGUUUUAAUGUCUUUGUAACUGAGAUGGAAUAUAGUGGCAAUUGCUCAAGAUUGUAGUUCUGACAGCCCUUGAUUCUUGAUUUUUUUUGUCGUUGCACAAGUGAUACACUUUGUCAUCUGCUUUGUAAGUUGUAUCCCAAAAGUAAAAGUAGGAAUAUAGUACUUUUAACAGAUUUUACUUCGAAAA